Magnolia sinica is the source of this 1362-nucleotide messenger RNA. Its product is annotated as KH domain-containing protein At3g08620-like. Gene Ontology annotation, molecular function: mRNA binding. The coding region runs from base 182 to 1030 and encodes 282 amino acids. Gene Ontology annotation, cellular component: nucleus. NCBI's taxonomy places the organism in Eukaryota, Viridiplantae, Streptophyta, Magnoliopsida, Magnoliales, Magnoliaceae. The transcript has 7 exons. The record is from RefSeq and is a predicted model, not a curated record. Gene Ontology annotation, biological process: regulation of mRNA splicing, via spliceosome.
GCACCACUCGUUUACACACUCCUCUUACCAUUUUUGAGAGGGUGCGCAUGUUAAGAAAGAAAACAUACACCCUACCGUCUCUCUAACGCCUUUUCUCUCUGCACUUGAACAGACCUUUUGCACACCUUCUCUUUCCUUCUCUUUCUAUCUUCUAAUAAAAAAGAGGGAGAGGGAAAGAGAGAUGUCAGGAUUAUAUAAUCACAACUUCUCACCAGCAAGAGCGGUUUCUCCCCAGAUUAGAAACGCACCAGACAUGGACAGUCAGUACCUGACAGAGCUGUUGGCAGAACACCAGAAAAUCGGCCCCUUCAUGCAAGUUCUUCCAAUAUGCAGCCGUCUGUUAAAUCAAGAGAUUAUGCGGAUCUCGGGCACAGUCUCAAACCAGGGAUUUGGAGAUUAUGACAGGCUGCGUCAUAGAAGCCCCAGCCCCAUGGCUUCUGGAAACCUUGGCUCGAAUCCCGGGGGAAUGGGUUUAGGUGGAUGGAAUGGUCUCCCACAGGAGCAGAGGUUAGGUGUGCCACAGGGAAUGACAAUGGAUUGGCAAGGAGCACCAGCAAGCCCAAGUUCAUAUAUUGUCAAGAAGAUCUUACGCUUGGAAAUUCCAGUAGAUAGUUAUCCUCAUUUCAAUUUUGUUGGUCGGCUAUUGGGUCCAAGGGGCAAUUCACUGAAACGGGUGGAAGCUUCUACAGGCUGCCGUGUGUACAUUAGAGGAAAAGGUUCAAUAAAAGAUCCAGGCAAGGAGGAGAAACUAAGGGGAAGACCAGGCUAUGAGCAUUUGAGCGAUCCGCUGCACAUCUUGGUUGAGGCUGAGUUGCCUGUCAACGUUGUUGAUGCAAGGCUGAGACAGGCACAGGAAAUUAUAGAAGAACUGCUUAAACCAGUGGAUGAAUCACAGGACUACUACAAGAGGCAACAGCUACGGGAGCUGGCUCUUCUAAAUUCCAAUUUUAGAGAGGAGAGCCCUCGGCCAAGUGGUAGCGUUUCCCCCUUCAAUACAAGUGGAAUGAAGCGUGCGAAAACUGGGCGGUAGGGAGUUGUAUUCUUCUCCAAUGCUUUUUAUUUUUUCUUUUCCCGGUUCCCUUUUGGCCCAGAUUGACAGCCUGCUUCAGCUCAUUGAGCUUCUACUACAGGCGGAGGAGGGGCUAUCAGAACUGGCUGCUGGUGAGUUUGCGUUACGGGUGGAUUUUUUUUCUUUCAACAAAAAGGGGGGGAAAAAAAACAGAGAGAAUGCCUUUUCAAUAUCUGCUGUAGUUUUUAAUUUUAUUUUUUAUAUGCUGUAUUUUGAGUUUUGGUGAUGUUUGUUAUGCUUGUUGUAUACUAAUAAAUUAGAAUAUCUAAUUGGAUUUAUUACUGUUGCCGUUA